AUGGCUCGAAUCCAAAGCCCUCCAAUUCUCUCGCAGAUUAGAGUUGCCAGAAACUACUCGGAGCAGGCUGCCGCGCUUCGUUCCCUGAAGGAUGAUAUAGUCGGCCACGUCCAGCGGAAAGAGAGAUGGAUUGAGUGUGGAAUAUUGGAAUCGCUCGUCAAGAUAGUACAGCUCAACAGCCGAUCCCCGCCAUCGCCAAGUAGCAAAGAGUCGCGAUUGCAGUCAGGGCGAUCGGGAGGUCUUGCUGAGGAUGAGGUAGUACGGCUGUUGGCGUUGCAGCUACUCGCCAGUUUUGCAUAUGGCGGUCCCUCGUUUCUCGGCCCUUUUCACGCCACUGGAGCGGUUCCCGUGAUCCUGUCCAAUAUCUCUCCGCUGGAUAACCCUGCCCAGAUUGUGCUGACAGCCCUACGCGCCCUAAGGAACAUCACCGACUCCACACGCCUUGCGCCCUCAUGGGUGGAUGACAUCAACAGUCUCUCCGAAACCGUGUUCGCACCUCACUCCAUCGACGCCUUUCGCUCCAUCCUUACUCAGGAGUCUACAGACCCCGUGGUACAAGAACAAAAAUGCCUAGUCGCGACCCUGAUCAGCCGGCUCUGCAAGAGUCAGCAUCUUCAAAAUGCCCUAGCUGACGGCGGCAUCCUGGAUGCGCUGGCCACCAUGUUGGCCAGCUUUGUGGUCGCGAGAGGGGAAGUGGUUCCGGGGGCAGAACUUCUCGGCCAAAGCGACGGCAUGGCCGACUUGAUACCAGCCCCUGCGCCCCGCGGUGCUGACUUGGGUCUGGUUCUCGAGGCGAUAUCCGCCAUCAUCGCCGACUCUCGUUUCCGCUGCUGUUUGUUGCUUUAUUCCCCGGCUUUGAUGGCCGUUUUUCCCUCGGCAGAGUUCACCCCCCCGGCUACGGAGUCAAGAGCUGCUUGGAACGCGCUGGAGAUGAGCGGCCUCGGCAACAUUCGAAUCAAGAAUCCCGGUGCACUGGAUUAUCUGCUGCCGGUCGUGCCAGUUUCUCAAACUAGAAUCCUUUCCAGCCACUCCGCACAAUUCCCGCCUUUGGGGUUCUCCAUGUCCCGUGAGAAUUUGGUCGCGGCUGGGCGAUCAUCUACUUUUCGAUUUACGGGUUGGGACGCUUCGACUGAGGAUUUGGACGGUGAUGACCCAGAGAGCCCCUUGAUUCCAUGGCUCAUCCACCUCAUCCGGUCGACGCAUGGACUGGAGCGAGUCAUGGCUGCCUCAGUACUAGCUUCGCUGUUCAAGGCUCGUUUUACGAGUCCGGAGCGAGAGCAGGCACUCGCGGUUCUAGUGAUCCCGCUGCUUUGCCAGCUGAUGAAGGAGCAUGACAAGGAAAUCCCUAGCGCCGCCCUGCAGGCCGCCUACGUCGGACCCGAGGUUGCUUUGGAUUGGGCUAUCAUGGAACGAACACCUGAGGUCUUGGCUCGGUUAGUCCACGACAGCGAGCCUCUGCAGCAGGCUGCGCAUGAAUGCGGUGCAAUCAAGAUCGCCGCGAAGCUCUUGAAGACCGCUUUCGAACCACAGUCGGUGCAAUCCCCUCCGAGGCCGUGGUCUCCCAACCCCGACAGGGGCAGCGACGCUUCCGAUGGCUUAGCUACGUGCCGGAUUGGGCCUCCAGGACAGGUUCCAGCGUAUGCACACAAAAUUAGAAUGAGGGAAAGCGCAUUGAAGCUCAUUGCAGCAUUGGCUACCCUCAGGGAAGAAUACCGAAUGGAGCUUGCUGAUGAAGAUGUGGUACCCUACAUAGUGGAAGCGCUCUCUCCAUCGCCAGGGAAACCGAAGAACGCCAAGGAGAAACCAGCCCCUGAGAAGGGCUCUGAAGACGUAGAUAUGCCCAGCGGAACCUCACCAUAUGGACACAAUCCAAAUACUGUUAUCAUCGCAGCGUGUUAUGCUGUCAGGGCGCUGGCGAGAUCAAUCAGGAUUGUGCGGACGGUUCUCGGCGACAACAACGUUGGGAUACCGAUCAGCAAGCUGCUGAGACAUCCAGAUGCCGGCGUUCAGAUUGCUUCCUCGGCCGUUGUCAUCAACUUGGUAACCACGUUAAGCCCCAUGUAUGAGUCUUUGGUGGAAGCGGGCAUAGUCAAAACGCUCUGCAAGCUCGCGCACUCGCUAAAUCCUGGAUUGAGGCUCAAUUCGCUCUGGGCACUCAAGCAUCUGCUGCUUGGUGCGCCCAGCAACUUGAGGAAGCAGUGCCUUGAAGAGCUCGAGCCAGGUUGGCUAGUGCAACUCAUAAGCGAUGACGCGUCCGAGGACGAGUCACUGCACACGCGGCUACGGCCCGAGCGGCGGGCUCCCCCAGACGCUGAUGACGACGAGGAUAUGGAGGGCGACAACUACGAAGACGACAACGGCCGGGCCUGGGUCUGGCCGGCCAUGAGCCGCUUCGCCACGGCCAGCUCAAUGCCGCUGCGGGCGCCGUCGUCGCGGAUGCAGCAGGCGGGGUUCAAGCUCGCGGCGCUCCGCGACUCGGAGCUCAACCCGGCGCGCAAAGCCCGCAACGACAGCCUUGCCAUCCAGGAACAGGGCCUCGGUUUCAUACGCAAUUUCAUUUUCCUCUCUUCGGAGCCCGAAAGCCAAACGGAGCUGAUCGACUACCUCUUCACCGAGAUCGGGCAGGACCGGCUGUUUGGCAUACUAGCGGACAAGCUCAAGGUGCGCGUGGUGGGCGCGUUUGGGCGGCGGCACCGGCGCGGCAACCGCCACUCGCCGUCGUUGUCGUUGUCAUCGUCGGCGUCGUCGUCGAUGCGCGGCGUAGGCGUAGGUGUAGGCGAUACGGUCGUGCUCUACCCGCAGGCGCGCAUCAUCGAGAAUCUGACAUACAUCCUGGUGCACAUCGCGGCGAGCAUCCCGCGGCACCGCCACCUGGUGAUUGCGCAAACGGAGCUGCUCAAGCUGCUGGGCGGCCACUUCAACAGCAAGGACGACCACGUCCGCCGCGCCCUGUGCCACCUAUUUAUGAACCUGUCGUGCCUCGACAGCGAUGGCGACAGGCUCCCUUGCUCGCAGCGCGUCUUGGAGCUGGAGCGCCUCGGGUUCAAGGCCAAGCUCGAAAGCCUCGAGCAGGGCGACGCGCUGCUCGAUAUCCGCGAGCGCGCGAAGGCGGCCGUCUCUCAGAUGAAGGCGCCUACUGCGUGA
Molecule: messenger RNA, 3144 nt
Organism: Canariomyces notabilis
Lineage: Eukaryota; Fungi; Ascomycota; Sordariomycetes; Sordariales; Chaetomiaceae
Product: ARM repeat-containing protein
Exons: 3
Coding region: 1-3144 (1047 amino acids)
Biological process (GO): proteasome-mediated ubiquitin-dependent protein catabolic process
Cellular component (GO): GID complex
Molecular function (GO): protein binding
Source: RefSeq, a predicted model, not a curated record